Molecule: messenger RNA, 6915 nt
Organism: Panthera uncia (snow leopard)
Lineage: Eukaryota; Metazoa; Chordata; Mammalia; Carnivora; Felidae
Gene: PTPRB
Product: protein tyrosine phosphatase receptor type B
Exons: 33
Coding region: 104-6826 (2240 amino acids)
Biological process (GO): protein dephosphorylation; angiogenesis
Molecular function (GO): cadherin binding; protein tyrosine phosphatase activity
Source: RefSeq, a predicted model, not a curated record
UUCCCCCCACCAUGAAGGCACAUUUCCUUCCUAGUCUUUGCUUCUCUUAUCUGGGAGAUUUUUUUUCCCCCCAAGCAAAGCAUGAACAGUUGUUAAGUGGAAAAUGGAGGCUGAAUUUUACAUGGCGAUUCUUACCUGCUUAAUCUUUGGGAAUUCAGAGGGGUUUCAGAUUGUCCAUGUCCAUAAACAAGAGUGCCUUUCCAAAAAUAAGAGAGUGGUGGUGGGUUUGUGCAAUGGGACCAGCCAGAACCAGCAGUGGAUGUGGACUGAGGAUGGAAAACUCCUUCAUGUUAAAUCUGCUCUGUGCCUGGGCAUCUCCAGCUCUUCUCGUGGCCCUUCCCUACCAGCUGUCUCUACCCACUGCUACCAGGCACCCCGAUGGACUUGCCAUGAGCAGGAAGGGUUCCUUGAGGUGGAAAAUACCUCUCUCUUUCUCAAGAAACAAGGCUCCAAGGUAGUGGUCAAGAAGGACAGGAAAUACCUCCAUAGCUGGAUGAAAAUUGAUGUCAACAAGGAGGGAAAACCAGUGAAUGGAAGCCUGUGCUUAAAAAAAGCUGGCCUGGGAGCAGAAGUUUCGGUAAGGAGCGCUAGAAACACGGCUCCACCCCAAAUCCCCACCACUUUUAAUGCAGUUCCAUAUAGCCCGGAACACCUUAUUAGGAAUACCACAGAGGCCUUCACCAGAAGUACAACAGAACACGACAGCCGCCACAGCAGACAGACACAGCACCCCAGUCUGCAGACGACUGGAAUGACUGAGACAUCUUGGGUCCCCUGGACUACUCGGCCCUUCUCCAGCACCACUGAAGAGGCUGGACUGGGGGAGCCAGUGAGAUGUAACGUCACCCUGACAGAGUCCAAGGUCUCCAGCCGGUCCGUGUCUCUCCAGUGGAGAACUUUGGGGUCACCCUGUAACUUCAGCCUCAUCUAUAGCAGUGACAUGUCAGGGGUCGCAUUGUGCCACCCCACGCGGAUAGACAACAUCACCUAUGGAUGUUACCCCAAGGAUUUACAAGCGGGAACCAUCUAUAACUUCAGGAUUGUGUCUCUGGAUAGAGAAGAGAAAACUGUAGUCUUGCAAACAGAUCCUUUACCUCCUGCUAAGUUUGAAGUCAAUAAAGAGAAGACUACUUCAACCAGUCUGCAUGUUUGGUGGACUCCUUCUUCUGGAAAAGUCACCCGCUAUGAGUUGGAGUUAUUUGACAAUAGCCACAAGGUACAGGAGACCCAAAUUCAAGAAAGUACUUCCUGGAAUGAACAUACAUUUUUUAACCUCACUGCUGGUAAUAAAUACAAUAUUGCCAUCACAGCUGUUUCUGGAGAGAAACGUUCCCUUACAGUUUACACCAAUGGAUCAACAGUGCCGUCUCCAGUGAAAGAUAUCAGUAUUUCAGCCAAAACCAAUUCUCUCUUGAUUUCCUGGUCCCAUGGCUCUGGGAAUGUGGAAAGAUACCAGCUGACGCUCAUGGAUAAAGAGACCCUAGUUCAUGGCAGUGUUGUGGACAGACAUGCUACUUCUCAUACUUUCCACGGACUGACACCUGGCCACCUCUAUAACCUGACCAUUGUGACUGAGGCUGCAGGGCUGCAAAACUACAGAUGGGCACUGGCCAGGACGACCCCCAUGGAAGUCUCAAAUCUGAAGGUGACAAAUGAUGGCACUAUGACCUCUCUAAAAGUCAAGUGGCAAAGACCUUCUGGAAAUGUGGAUUCCUACAACAUUACCCUGUUUCACAAAGGGGCUAUCAAAGAAUCCAGAACACUAGGACCCCGGGUUACUGAAACUCAAUUCAAAGACUUAACCCCUGGAAGACUUUACCAAGUUACUAUCAGCUGUGUCUCCGGUGAAUUGUCUGCUCAGAAGAUGGCAGUGGGCAGAACAGUUCCAGAGAAAGUUGGGAACCUGGAAGCAAACAGCAAUGGUUCGAUAAGGUCCCUACUAGUGAGCUGGUCGCCCCCUGCUGGAGACUGGGAGCAGUAUCGUAUCCUGCUCUUCAAUGAUUCUGUGGUGCUGCUCAACAUCACGGUGGGAAAGGAGGAAACACACUAUGUCAUAGAUGACUUGGGGCUCAUACCAGGAAGACAGUAUGAGGUAGAAGUCACUGUUGAGAGUGGAAAUCUGAAGAAUUCUAAGCGUUGCUAUGGCAGGACAGCGCCCCUGGCUGUCCUCCAGCUUCGUGUCAAACAUGCCAACGAAACCUCACUGGGUGUCAUGUGGCAGACGCCCAUAGCAGAAUGGGAGAAAUACAUCAUUUCACUAGCUGACAGAGACCUCUUACUCAUCCACAAGUCACUCCCCAAAGAUGCCAAAGAAUUCACUUUUACUGACCUGGUGCCUGGACGAAAAUACAUAGCUACAGUCACCAGUAUUAGUGGAGACUUAAAAAAUUCAUCUUCGACUAAAGGAAGAACAGUGCCUGCCCAAGUGACUGGCUUGUAUGUGGCCAACCAAGGGACAACCAGCAGUCUGUUUACUAACUGGACCCAGGCACUGGGAGACGUAGAGUUCUACCAAGUCUUACUGAUCCAUGAAAACGUGGUCAUCAAAAACGAAAGUGUCUCCAGUGAGACCAGCAGAUACAGCUUCCACUCCCUCAAAUCAGGCAGUCUCUACUCUGUGGUUGUAACAACAGUAAGCGGAGGAAUCUCAUCCCGACAAGUGGUGGUGGAGGGAAGGACAGUCCCAUCCAGUGUGAGUGGAGUGACGGUGAACAAUUCUGGUCGGAACGACUACCUGAGCAUCUCCUGGCUGCCGGCUCCCGGAGAUGUAGAUAACUAUGUGGUGACCCUCUCUCAUGGCAGCAGGGUAAUUCAGUCCCUCAUCAUUGCCAAGUCUAUCAGCGAAUGUUCCUUCAGCUCCCUUACUCCAGGCCGCCUCUACAAUGUGACCAUAACUACAAGGAGUGGCAAGUAUGAAAACCAUUCCUUCAGCCAGGAGCGAACAGUGCCUGACAAGGUCCAGGGAGUCAGUGUUAGCAACUCAGCCAGGAGCGACUAUUUAAAGGUAUCCUGGCUACAUGCUACUGGAGAUUUUGAUCACUAUGAAGUCACCAUUAAAAACAAAAACAACUUCAUUCAAACCAAAAGCAUUCCCAAGGCUGAAAACGAGUGUGUAUUUGUUAAGUUAGUCCCUGGACGGUUGUACAGUGUUACUGUUAGUACAAGAAGUGGACAAUAUGAAGCCAGUGAACAAGGGAAUGGAAGAACAAUCCCAGAGCCCGUUAGGGAUCUAACAUUGCGGAAUAGGAGCACUGAGGACCUUCUGGUGACUUGGUCACGAGCUGACGGGGAUGUUGACCAAUAUGAGAUCCAACUGCUGUUCAAUGAUAUGAAAGUAUUUCCACCUUUUCACCUUGUAAAUACUGCAACUGAGUAUCGAUUCACCUCCCUGACCCCAGGGCGCCAGUAUAAAAUCCUUGUCUUGACCAUCAGUGGAGAUGUACAGCAGUCAGCCUUCAUUGAGGGCUUCACAGUUCCAAGCACUGUCAAAAAUAUUCACAUUUCUUCCAAUGGGGCGACAGACAGCCUGACAGUCAACUGGACUCCUGGUGGGGGCGAUGUUGAUUCUUACACCGUGUCAGCGUUCAGGCAGAAUCAAAAGGUUGAGUCUCAGACUAUCUCCAAGCACGUCUCUGAGCACACAUUCCAUAGACUGGUGGCCGGGGAACAGUACCAGAUUGUGAUUGCCUCGGUCAGUGGGUCCCUAAGGAACCAGAUAGAUGCCGUUGGGCGGACAGUUCCAGCAUCUGUCCAGGGAAUAGUUGCAAACAACGCAUACAGCAGUCAUUCCUUAACCGUAAGUUGGCAAAAGGCUGUUGGUGUGGCAGAAAGAUACGAGAUCCUGCUUCUAAAUGAAAAUGGGAUCCUUCUGAGUAACACGUCAGAGCCAGCCUCCACCACGCAGCACAAAUUUGAAGACCUAACACCGGGAACAAAGUACAAGAUUUGGAUCUUAACUGUCAGUGGAGGUCUCUUCAGCAAAGAAGCCCAAACUGAAGGCCGAACAGUCCCAGCAGCUGUCACCAAUCUGAGGAUCGUAGAGAACUCCACCAGACACCUGACCUUAAGCUGGACCACCUCGGAAGGGGAACUCAACGGGUACAACAUCUUUCUGUAUAACCCAGAUGGAACGCUUCAGGAGAGAGCUCAAGUCAACCCACGAAUCCAGAGUAUCUCUUUCCAGAACCUGCUGCAAGGCCGAAUGUACAAAAUGGUGAUAGUAACUCACAGUGGGGAGCUGUCUAAUGAGUCUUUCAUAUUCGGUAGAACAGUCCCAGCUUCUGUGAGUAACCUCCGGGGAUCCAAUCGGAACAUGACAGACAGUCUCUGGUUCAGCUGGAGUCCAGCCUCUGGGGACUUCGAUUUUUAUGAGCUGAUUCUGUACAACCCCAAUGGCACGAAGAAGGAAAACUGGAAAGACAAGAACCUGACAGAGUGGCGUUUCCAUGGCCUCAUUCCUGGAAGGAAGUACACGCUGUGUGUGGUAACUCACAGCGGGGACCUCAGGAACAAGCUCAUGGGGGAGAGCAGAACAGCCCCAAGUCCUCCCAGUCUUAUCUCAUUUGCUGAUGUUACAAACACAUCCUUGGCCAUCACCUGGAAGGGGCCACCAGACUGGACAGACUACGAUGACUUUGAGCUACAGUGGUUCCCCAGAGAUGCCAUCACGGUCUUCAACCCCUACAGCAAUAGAAAAUCGGAAGGACGCAUUGUGUAUGGUCUUCGUCCAGGGAGAUCCUAUCAGUUUAGUGUCAAGACUAUCAGCGGUGAUUCCUGGAAAACCUAUAGCAAACCAGUAUCUGGAUCAGUGAGGACAAAGCCAGAUAAGAUACAAAACCUGCAUUGCAGGCCUCAGAACUCCACAGCCAUCGCCUGUUCUUGGAUCCCUCCUGAUUCUGAUUUUGAUGGGUAUAGCAUUGAAUGUCGGAAAAUGGACACUCAAGAAGUUGAAUUUUCCAGAAAGCUGGAGAAAGAAAAAUCUCUGCUCAACAUCAUGAUGCUGGUGCCCCAUAAGAGGUACCUGGUGUCCAUCAAGGUGCAGUCGGCUGGCAUGACCAGCGAGGUGGUUGAAGACAGCACUAUCACAAUGAUAGACCGGCCCCCUCCUCCACCUCCACAUAUCCGUGUGAAUAAAAAGGAUGUGCUAAUUAGCAAAUCUUCCAUCAACUUCACUUUCAACUGCAGCUGGUUCAGCGACACCAAUGGAGCUGUGAAAUACUUCACAGUGGUAGUGAGAGAGGCUGAUGGCAGUGAUGAGCUGAAGCCAGAACAACAGCACCCUCUGCCCUCCUACCUAGAAUACAGGCACAAUGCCUCCAUCCGAAUGUAUCAGACCGAUUACUUUGCCAGCAAAUGUGCCGAAAGUCCCGACAGCAACUCCAAGAGUUUUAACAUUAAGCUUGGAGCAGAGAUGGAGAGCCUGGGUGGAAAAUGCGAUCCCAAUCAGCAAAAAUUUUGUGACGGACCACUGAAGCCGCGCACUGCCUACAGGUUAGAUGUAUUGUUUUGCAAGAAGGGACAUGCUGCACUACUGGGUCCUUACCAGUGUGGCCAUCGUUUGAAUUCUUCCGUAAUAAUGUCCCUAGGGAGACAGGAUUUCAGUAGCUGGCUUCCUGGUUCUUUAGCACUAAUUUUCCUACCUGGGUUUGUUAUUUCCUUCUGGAUUAUUGUAGAGCCUUUAUUUGGAGUUAUUGAAGGUGUGAGUGCCGGUCUGUUCUUAAUUGGCAUGCUGGUGGCCAUUGUUGCCUUAUUCAUCUGCAGACAGAAAGCUAGCCUUGGUCGAGAAAGGCCCUCUGCCCGCCUGAGCAUUCGCCGGGAUCGACCAUUAUCUGUCCACUUGAACCUGGGCCAGAAAGGUAACCGGAAAACGUCUUGCCCAAUAAUAAUAAAUCAGUUCGAAGGGCACUUCAUGAAGCUGCAAGCUGAUUCCAACUACCUUCUAUCCAAGGAAUACGAGGACUUGAAAGACGUGGGUCGAAACCAAUCAUGUGACAUUGCACUCUUGCCGGAGAACAGAGGGAAAAAUCGAUACAACAAUAUAUUGCCCUAUGAUGCCUCUCGAGUGAAGCUGUCCAAUGUAGAUGAUGACCCGUGCUCAGACUACAUCAAUGCCAGCUACAUCCCUGGCAACAACUUCAGAAGAGAAUACAUUGCUACUCAGGGACCUCUUCCUGGCACCAAGGAUGACUUCUGGAAAAUGGCGUGGGAACAGAAUGUUCACAACAUCGUCAUGGUGACCCAGUGUGUGGAGAAGGGCAGGGUAAAGUGUGACCAUUACUGGCCAGCAGACCAGGAUUCCCUCUACUAUGGGGACCUCAUCCUGCAGAUGCUCUCAGAGUCUGUGCUGCCUGAGUGGACCAUCCGGGAAUUUAGGAUAUGCAGCGAGGAACAGCUCGAUGCACACAGACUCAUCCGCCACUUUCACUACACAGUGUGGCCAGACCACGGGGUCCCAGAAACCACCCAGUCCCUGAUCCAGUUCGUGAGAACCGUCAGGGAUUACAUCAGCAGAAGCCCCGGUGCCGGGCCCACCGUGGUGCACUGCAGUGCCGGUGUGGGUAGGACUGGAACCUUUAUCGCAUUGGACAGAAUCCUCCAGCAAUUAGACUCCAAAGACUCUGUGGACAUUUAUGGAGCGGUGCACGACCUAAGACUUCACAGGGUUCACAUGGUCCAGACGGAGUGUCAGUACUUAUACCUACAUCAGUGCAUAAGAGAUGUCCUCAGAGCAAGGAAGCUACGGAGUGAACAAGAAAACCCCUUGUUUCCAAUCUACGAAAAUGUGAAUCCCGAGUAUCACAGAGACACGGGCUAUUCAAGGCAUUGAGAAUGUAUCUGAAGAUCUCUUGGAUAAAAACUAUGCACUGUGUGAUUUUUUAAAAAAUUUGCUUCAUGCCCUACAGAGGUGCCAGCUAU